AUGAUUUCAGUUUAUCCAGUUCAAAUAAAUUUUUUAGCACCUAAUGGAGCUUAUCGUUUACUUAAAGAUUUUCUAAAUGUUUUAAUUUCUAAGUUAGCAUAUGGAAAUUCAUCAGUAUUAAAAAUAAGGGAUGUUGUUCACAUUAAAUUAAGUAGGGAUGGACGGCAGGUAGAUAAACAUCAUAAUUAUAUAAUAUUUACUGCCUGUAUAUUAAAUCAACAUGAAGCAGUUUUGAGUCCAUUAAGCCAACAUUGUAUUUUUCUUUACACAGGUAUAGAACAGUAUGAAUCUCUUCUGCAGGCUUUUAAUUUUUUAAUUAAAGAACUAUUAACUUUAAGAAUUAUCGAUUUAAACAACAAUCAUUGGCCAAUUGAGUUUUGGUUUGACGCUAAUCAGCAAUUUAUAUCACUAGUACUUGGUGUUAAAGGACCAACUACUACUUAUUUUUGUUUAUAUUGCAAUUGUAAGAAUACUGAUCAUUGGAAUAUAGACUUAGAUUAUAAAAAUUUUUGUAAUACUUUAGGUCGCAAGAAUUUAAAUCUUUUACCAUUUUUAAAAAAUCAAUAUUGUAUUCCAGAUAA
Molecule: messenger RNA, 581 nt
Organism: Dentiscutata erythropus
Lineage: Eukaryota; Fungi; Glomeromycota; Glomeromycetes; Diversisporales; Gigasporaceae
Source: the annotation of a GenBank genome assembly